Adineta steineri is the source of this 713-nucleotide messenger RNA. NCBI's taxonomy places the organism in Eukaryota, Metazoa, Rotifera, Eurotatoria, Adinetida, Adinetidae. The record is from the annotation of a GenBank genome assembly.
AUGAUUGGUGCACCACCAUCAGGAGGCAAAGCCUCAUCUUCUUCACCAUUUUCCGCAACAAAUUUUCCCGCAAAUACAACAUCAGUCAUCGAUGGUAACGAUAAUAAUAAAAUGAAUAAUGGAAAUGCCGCUGCAUCAACCAUUAACAAAGAUGAUCCAGAUUGGAAAUCAAAACUAAAUAUUCCAGAAAUAGAUCGUCGUGCUAGAACAUCGGAUGUUACCAAUACAAGUGGACAUGAUUUUGAAGAUUACUGUCUUAAACGCGAAUUACUUAUGGGCAUUUAUGAAAAGGGUUGGGAAAAACCAUCCCCUAUUCAGGAACACUCAAUUCCUAUUGCCUUAACUGGCCGUGAUGUUCUUGCACGCGCAAAAAAUGGUACAGGCAAAACAGGUGCCUAUACUAUUCCCAUCGUCGAACGAAUUGAUCCAACUAAAAAUGCAAUUCAAGCAGUUAUCUUAGUUCCAACACGUGAAUUGGCAUUACAAACAAGUUCUAUAUGUAUGGAACUCUCAAAACAUAUUCAUCUACGUGUUAUGGUAACAACUGGUGGCACAUUAUUACGCGAAGAUAUUGCACGUUUACAAGAAGUUGUUCAUAUUUUAAUUGCUACACCUGGCCGUUUAUUAGAUUUAGUUAAAAAAGAUAUAGCUAAAAUUGAUGCAUGUCGAGUCAUUGUUUUGGAUGAAGCCGAUAAAUUACUUUCACAAGAUUU